GCUACGUCCCGCCUUCUGCUCUCUGCCAUUGGGCGGCAGAAGAACUUGCGUAGUUGCCGUUGGCUACUAGAGACGUCGCUCUGCACAGGGUGGGGAAAGAACUCGAUAGGCACUUGGGCGCCGCUGGGCAGGAGGUUAAAGUCUUUCUCCUUGUUUGAGCGCCUUCGGAUGGGCUGCUGGUCUCCUUUCCCCUUUCCCGUUUCAGGCCAACAGCUGCGGGAAGCGGCGGCAAAGCGGCGGGCUCAGUUAAAGGCUUGGCGGCGGCACCAGCUGGAGGAGGCGAGGCGAGCGGGAGCAGGCGAAGGAAAGGGCGAAGCGAGAACUUUGUUGGGAGGGCGAGGCUGCUGGCUUAUCCGGGAGACGCUUUGAGGGGCUGCUGGAGGUUGAGUUAGACGGCGCCUCGCCCAGGUCUCUUGGGAGCGGGUCGCCUGCGUAGCUCUCGCUCUCCGGGAGGAGGCGACAACAACGAUAGCAGCUGCCGACAGUUCCUCGAGUGCCGCCGGACGCGCCGGAGACUAGCCGAGCACCACCCGGGAUCCAUCCCUUCUCCUCGCCCGAGGCAAGCGAUGCUUCCAGGGAACACUCGACGGUUCCAGUGACUUAAUCGAAGCUUCGGAGAAGGGCAGCCGCGGUACGGAGCGAAAGGAGGCGAACGGGGCCCCGCCUUGUGCUGCUCUCUUCCCCCCAAUCCUUACUGCUGGAGAUGGUGCCCGCCCCGGGAUUAGUUUAAAGCCGCCUCUUCAGCCCCUCUUUUGUGGAGGUGAGCUGAAGGGACCUACGCCAGCUACUCCGAGAACCGGCAGGCUCUGGCGUGGGACGCGUUGCUUAGUGCCGCGCCUAACCCAGCCGAUCCCCCUUUCUCUGUGGGAAAGCGAUAAUCCUGUAAUCCCAACUCCGGAGUCUUCUCUAGCAGUGUAAAACGAAAAAAACCGUCUGGAUAAUGUCAUCCUCAAGCAGAUUCAAGAAGGACAAAGAGAUCGUAGCCGAGUACGAAAGUCAAGUGAAAGAAAUUCGAGCUCAGCUAAUAGAACAACAAAAAUGUCUAGAGCAGCAAACUGAGAUGAGAGUGCAGCUUCUUCAAGACUUGCAAGACUUCUUUCGUAAAAAGGCAGAAAUAGAAACGGAAUAUUCACGCAGUCUUGAAAAGUUAGCUGAAAGAUUCAUGGCAAAAACAAGAAGUACUAAAGAUCAUCAACAGUACAAGAAAGACCAGAAUCUGCUAUCUCCAGUAAAUUGUUGGUAUUUACUACUCAACCAAGUAAGAAGAGAAAGCAAAGACCAUGCAACACUGAGCGAUAUCUACCUGAACAAUGUCAUCAUGCGUUUUAUGCAGAUAAGUGAAGAUUCCACCAGAGUGUUCAAGAAGAGCAAAGAAAUUGCAUUCCAGCUUCAUGAGGAUUUAAUGAGGGUUCUUAAUGAGCUUUACACGGUUAUGAAAACAUACCAUAUGUAUCAUACUGAGAGCAUCAGUGCAGAAAGUAAAUUGAAAGAGGCUGAAAAGCAAGAAGAAAAACAAAUUGGCAGAUCAGGAGAUCCUGUUUUUCACAUUCGAUUGGAGGAAAGACAUCAAAGACGGAGUUCAGUGAAAAAAAUUGAAAAAAUGAAGGAAAAACGUCAGGCAAAAUACUCUGAAAACAAACUGAAAUCUGUUAAAGCCAGAAAUGAAUAUCUGCUUACCCUUGAAGCAACAAAUGCUUCUGUUUUCAAAUAUUAUAUUCAUGACCUUUCAGACCUGAUUGAUUGUUGCGAUCUUGGAUACCAUGCAAGCCUGAACAGAGCCUUAAGAACAUAUCUCUCUGCAGAAUAUAACCUUGAAACUUCACGACAUGAGGGCUUGGACAUCAUUGAAAAUGCUGUUGACAAUCUGGAGCCUCGAAGUGACAAGCAGAGAUUCAUGGAAAUGUAUCCUACAGCCUUCUGUCCUCCAAUGAAAUUUGAGUUUCAGCCCCAUAUGGGUGAUGAGGUUUCUCAAGUCAGUGCCCAACAGCCAGUUCAAGGAGAACUUGUGCUUCGAUAUCAGCAACUUCAGUCUCGACUAACAACAUUGAAAAUUGAAAAUGAAGAGGUUAAGAAGACAACAGAAGCUACUUCACAGACAAUACAAGACAUGGUCACCAUUGAAGACUAUGAUGUUUCUGAAUGCUUCCAGCACAGUCGUUCGACUGAGUCUGUGAAGUCAACCGUUUCUGAGACCUACCUGAGCAAGCCUAGCAUAGCUAAAAGAAGAGCUAAUCAGCAGGAAACUGAACAGUUCUAUUUCAUGAAAUUCAGAGAGUACCUGGAAGGAAGCAAUCUUAUCACAAAGCUUCAGGCAAAACAUGAUUCACUGCAGCGGACACUUGGAGAAGGUCAUAGGGCAGAAUAUAUGACUACAAGCAGAGGACGAAGGAACUCACAUACCAGAUAUCAGGACUCAGGACAAAUAAUCCCUCUCAUUGUAGAAAGCUGUAUCCGAUUUAUCAAUUUGUAUGGUCUUCAACACCAGGGCAUUUUCAGGGUGUCAGGCUCUCAGGUGGAGGUUAAUGAUAUUAAAAAUUCAUUUGAAAGAGGUGAAAAUCCUUUGGCAGAUGACCAAAGUAACCAUGAUAUUAACUCAGUUGCUGGAGUACUGAAGCUCUAUUUCCGAGGGCUGGAGAAUCCUAUUUUUCCUAAGGAAAGGUUUAAUGAUCUUAUUUCUUGUGCCAGAACAGAAAAUCUCUAUGAGAGAGCUCUUCACAUACGUAAACUUUUGCUGACAUUGCCCAGAUCUGUCCUUAUCUUACUAAGAUAUCUUUUUGCCUUCCUCAAUCACCUUUCUCAGUACAGUGAUGAAAAUAUGAUGGAUCCUUAUAAUCUGGCCAUUUGUUUUGGCCCAACAUUGAUGCCAAUUCCAGAUAUACAAGAACAAGUGUCAUGCCAGGCUCAUGUCAAUGAAAUCAUCAAAACCAUUAUCAUUCACCAGGAGAUUAUUUUCCCAGAUAGCAAGGAAUUAGAUGGCCCAGUAUAUGAAAAAUGUAUGGCAGGUGAUGACUACUGUGACAGCCCUUAUAGUGAACAUGGUACCUUAGAAGAAGUGGAUCUGGAUGCUGGGGCAGAAGUACACACCAGUGACGAUGAAUGUGAUCCAAUAGAAGCUAUAGCCAAGUUUGACUAUAUUGGAAGAUCUGCACGAGAACUCUCUUUCAAGAAAGGGUCCUCACUGCUUUUAUAUCAUCGAGCUUCUGAUGAUUGGUGGGAAGGAAGACAUAAUGGAAUUGAUGGCCUUGUACCCCACCAAUAUAUAGUGGUUCAAGAUAUGGAUGAUGCAUUCUCAGAUACACUGAGCCAAAAAGCAGAUAGUGAAACCAGCAGUGGGCCUAUACUUGAAGACAAAUCUUUUUCCAAAGAUAUGAGUUCACCAACAGAUUUGAAUUCUGAAGUAUAUCUAGGAAGGCAGCGCAAGAGAUCUGAACUCCCACUUUCUGGCAGACGUCCUGGCAGGAUCAGUGAUGGACACUGUCCAGUUCAUACACCACAUGGCCUUACUAAUUCUUCAAUGGAAUUAGUUUCCCCCAGUAUGGCAAGCCACACUACUUCUCGAGCUGCCCUUCAGAACCACAGCCUCACAACAGAUAGCCCAGAAAGGAGACGGAAACCUGGCCACAGCAGCCUCACCAAUAUUAGUAGACAUGAAUCUCUGAAAAAAAGUGACAGCCCUGCAAUUAGAAGAUCAACCUCAUCUGGCCAGUAUCCUGUUUUCAAUGACCACAAACCACUUGACCCAGAGUCAAUUGCUCAGGAUAUUGAAGAGACAAUGAAUACGGCUCUAAAUGAACUUCGGGAACUGGAACGCCAGAGUUCUGCAAAACAUGCUCCAGAUGUUGUCCUUGAUACCUUAGAACAAAUGAAGAAUUCUCCCACCAGCACCACCUCAACAGAAUCUUUGAGUCCUCUUCACAAUAUCAUGUUAAGAAAUGCCGAGCCUCAGAUUCGCCGUAGCACUAGUUCUUCCAGUGAUACUAUGAGUACCUUCAAGCCCAUGGUGACACCAAGAAUGGGGGUGCAGCUGAAGCCACCUGCACUGAGACCAAAGCCAAUAGUUCUUCCAAAAACAAACCCAAGCAUAGGCCCCUCUUCUCCUUCCCAAGGCCCAGCUGACAAGUCUUGCACAAUGUAGAACCCAAGAACCCAAGUGCGGAGUGAACUACCAAAAGAAUGUAUCCAUGAUAGUUGUCUAAAUUCCAAUAUAUUAUUAGUUUAUAUUUAGAAAAGGAGAGAUUUGUUUUUUAAAAUGUUAAAGUCUUGAGCUACCUACUUUAACAUGGGUAUUUAAUAGGAGUUGGGUUCAAUUUUUAAACUGGAACAUUCAGUCUCUACUUUUGCAAUAUAUGCUUAACACAGUUAAAGACUCAGUGAGUGCAUUUUUACAGCAUGCUGAGCUGGAUUAGAUUGGGUUGGGGGGGUGUAGUUUAGCACAUUUCACAAACCCAGCCUAUUUGGUUAGUUUAUGAUCCAGUGUAUCACAAAAAGGAAAAUUACAUGUGUCGUGUAUGCCAUUUUAAAGCAACAGGAAUACACACAUUUACUUGAAAUCUCUGCACUGCACCUUUUCUGAUGAGAACACCACAGUCACUGCCAGCAUCACACUAAUUUAACAAUAUAUACUUGAGUGUGGUUUAAGACUUCACAAAGAAUUAUGGUUAUUUGAAAUGAAUUUGUUAAGAAAUAGGAUUUAUUUUUAGUGCUGCCUGGUUCCAGUUCAUUUUUCAGAAGGUCUGAGGCUGUAUUUUAAGAAUUACUAAGUAGCCUGUCAAAGUCAAUGCAGGAAGGAGACUCACCUUGACAUUACCUUCUGUAGUAGCUAUUCAGUAUGCAUGUGACAGUCCUAGUGUAGUUCACUGACAGGAUAUGAGGAAUUAAAUUGCUUCUAGGAAACAGCAGUUUUCUAAACCAGUGGAAGUCUGUGGUCAGAAUGACAAUUGCAGUCUUCCUCUGGUUGAUAUCCAGCAGACACCUUCACCAGGCUGGCCAGGAAUGCUGAGAAUUGUGUUCUGACCCUGAUGAAGAACUCUCUAUUGAAGAAAGUGGGUUGUUUCUAAUGCUUCCACUCAGGCCAAUUGCAGUGCAAUAAAACUAGACAUUAGCCACUGAAUCUCUUUGCUAUCAAUUCAGCUCAAAAACUGUUUACAUUCCUAAGAGCCACUUGUCUGGACAAGUUUUAAUUAAUCAAUAAUCUGUAGCAAAACAUUCCUGGACAGCUGCAAACUAAAUGAGUAACUUGUUAAUACUUUAAAGCUGCUGCAUCUUCAAGAUUAUGAAACACAGUGCAUACAGAUGAAUUGUGUUGUGUUUUUUGUUUAUUUAAAUUGAAUUAUCUCAUUUUCAACUGGAAUAGCUCCUUCAGUUAAGGCAAGAGUUUAUUUACAGGGCAAAACAUUAUUUUCUACUGUACUACAAUCUGAAUAAAAUGGGUCAGAACUAUUUUCUUUCUAAUUAUGUCAGUAUCUUUUUCAUGUGUGAGUGAAUGCUCUGAACUGGCAUAAUGCUACAUCAUUAGGAACUUUUCUGUUAUAUGUGACCUGUCUUGACAACUCUUGCACAAACCGACACUUAAGCCAUGUCCUUUCUCUGAAUGUUUUAUAGCUUACCUUUGCACUCUAAAGGAGACUCUAUUGUUUGUCAUUAAUUAAAAGUAAAAAAUAAAAAUAAAAAACACAGUCUAGGGAAAUGUGGGGUAGGGGAGGAGUCAGUUUGUAUCCAUUGACACAUAUAAAAUUGAAACCAAAUACUUAUUUUCACAUAGUUCUUGUCACAAUAGAAAUUUGCAGUUCUUCCAGUUGAACAUUUUUCUCUUAUACUAUAUGAAAUUCCAAAAUGUAGAAGACUAGCUAAUAUGUGAAAACACUUGUUAUUGCAUAACAUUUGAAAGGCAUUGUUCCCUGCUACUAAGUGAAGUUGAUUCAUUUUGUUAAGUGAUCAUAAAUGCUAAAACUAAUUAAAUUAUGUUUAGCUAAGAAGUUCACAAAAGUUGCUGUUUCCUAAUAUAUUGAAAAUCAGCUGCUCAGUAGUUAUUUCUGAUCUAUUGUUAAGUAUUAUAUUUUGUAAAACUUACAGGCCUAUUUUUUGGGGACUAAUUUAUGUGUGCCCCAGAUGAUGUAGUUAAUAGCUAUUUAGCAAACAAAAUUAGAAAUUAAUGAUAUUCAUUAAUGUGAGACAAAGAAUCCACUUAGGGAUAUUCAGCUAUGAUAUGCUGAAUUAUAUCUUUUGCCCUCAAUAGACUGAAACAAUAAGAGCUUUCAUAUUUUUGAAUGCGGUCACCAAAAUUAACUAUGGCAUAUCUCUAUCCUAGAAACUUAACUAAGACCACACACUCAGUAUUGAGGCUUCAGCUAAUAUAAAACUUGUGAAACAUGACAGUGACCCGUGUAAGGUUGAGAAUUGUUUGCUUAACUAGACCAAAUUUGAGACCUGUGGGACAAACUUGAAAAUGUCAGCUUUCUUUUAAGUGCAUUCUAGCCUAGUGAUUGUUGUUAUUAACAGGCCAUAUGGUGUAACAAAGGUGGGUGCCUGUAUCUUGAAAGUGCAUAAGGAAAUUCUGUAUGUCUGAAUAUAACUGUACUGGCUUCCACACUGCUUAUAUUAGAAAUUGUUUAGUGAAGAAAAAUAUUACGAACAGUGAGUUUAGUGAAUGUUUCCAGUUAGAACAUUCACUUGAGUUAAAAUGUGUGUAGUUUGAUGGUAUGUUAUAGCUACUUCAAGUAUAGUAAGUGGAUAUGUAAAGGGAAAUGGAUACAACUACAGGCAUAGUGAAGGCUAAAUGUCUCUGUACUAAUCAAGUCAGUAUUGUCCUUGACUGUCAGUUAGAUAGAUUGCAGUGCUGGUAGCUUCCUGCUUGUUGACUGUUACCUAAUUGUGUCAAUGUACAUCUGUAAGUAUGUACAUGUGAAAGUGCCUUUACAUUUUUAGAGAAGCUGCUUUGGCUUAGCUUCUUAUACUAUUGCAUUUUUAUUUUCAUGUUCUGUUGUUUUUGUCCUGCUGCGUUCCCACAACAUUACUUCCAUUCUGAAAGAAAAAAGGAAUUACAAUUGCACAGUCCUGGAAGAAUAAAAGAAGAAAACGUACUGUUAAGCUGUUGUGACAAUGCACUUUGAUGUAUAGUACUGUACAUUUUGGCAUGUACCAUAUACUUUCAAAAUUGUUUCUCAUAGUGUAACUUUAUAAUAAAUAAGGAUAGUUCUGUCAGUA
This is a messenger RNA of Pantherophis guttatus, 7203 nucleotides long. It is a transcript of the gene SRGAP1, whose product is annotated as SLIT-ROBO Rho GTPase activating protein 1. Gene Ontology annotation, biological process: signal transduction. Gene Ontology annotation, molecular function: protein binding. The record is from RefSeq and is a predicted model, not a curated record. Lineage: Eukaryota; Metazoa; Chordata; Lepidosauria; Squamata; Colubridae.